UUCAGUAAAGGAUCUUUGUGGUCGGAGACUUCUCGUAAAAAAAUCACCAGACAUUAGGUCUUGUAUCGUGUUCUCUGUCUGGGAAUGAACAGAGGCUCAUCACUCAUUUCUCCAAGCGUUGAUCGGUUGACUAAAGGGAAGCCUAUGGAUCUGAUCUGGAAAUCUCUUCUUAAACGGCAAGGCGUUUCCCGUAUCGAGUGUGCAGAAAUGCUCUGUUCCUAUCAAGCCAGAUAGGAAACAUCCCACCGGCUCCCAUGAACACUCAACGAGUUUCUUCAUCUUCCUCUUCUCCUCCAGUACGGAAAUACGACGUUUUCCUCAGUUUCCAUGGCAAGGACACCCGCCUGGGUUUUACGGGCCAUCUAUAUGAUGCUUUGAGACAGAAAGGCAUUAUCGCUUUUAGGGACGACGAAAAACUCGAGCGAGGAGAGUUUGUAAGUUCAGGGCUUUUGAAAGCAAUAGAAGAAUCCGAGUAUGCAGUUAUCAUUCUCUCACCAAAUUUUGCUUCUUCGAGGUGGUGCUUGAUUGAACUUGCCAAGAUCGUUCGAUGUCGUAAAGAUAUGGGGCUGGUAGUUAUGCCCGUUUUCUAUCAUGUGGAUCCCUCUCACGUACGGCACCAGUCUGGUACAUUCGCAGAAGCCCUUGCUAAACAUGAACAAAAUUCCAAGAUUGUCAAAGAGGAUGUGCAAACGUGGAGAGCUGCUUUGCGAGAAUUGGGUGAAAUCAGCGGAUGGCAUAUAAAAUUACAGGAAGGGCAUGAACCAAUGUUUAUCAAACACAUUGUUGCAAGGAUAUAUAGGAAACGGAAAAUUCAACGCCAAAGUAUUUUUUCCCAUGGCAUUGUUGGAAUAAAGUUCCGAGAAACGGAAACGAUGAAAUUACUUGACAUAGGGUUAGAUGAUGUUCGUUUUAUAGGGUUUUAUGGGAUAGAUGGAGUAGGUAAGACGACUUUGGCAGAGAUUAUUUAUGAUAGAAUUGCUGAUCAAUUUGAAGCUAGCAGCUUUAUUUACCGUGUCAGUGAAGAAACUCAAAGACAUGGUGUAGUUUAUUUACAAAGAAAAAUCCUUUCUGACAUUCUCAUGGAAAGAGAAAUUAUAAAUGGGUUGGAUGAUCGUAAGGUAUACAACGAGAUAAGGGAUAGAUUGCGUAGCAUAAGGGUGCUUAUUAUUCUUGAUGAUGUGAAUGAAAACAAGCAACUGGAAUCCUUAGCCGGUAGUCCUGAAUGGUUUGGAAGAGGGAGUAGAGUUAUUGUAACGAGUAAAGAUAAACAAGUGUUGAAUAGCCAUGGAGUGCGUAUUAUAUAUACAGUUAAGGAGCUUGGUGAUGAUGAAGCUCUGCAACUCUUUUGUCAGAACGCCUUCAAGGAACCCCAUCCUGUAGAUAAUUAUGUGGAUCUAUCCAAAGACUUUGUGAAUUAUGCUAAAGGUCUUCCUGGAACUCUUAAAGUUCUGGGUACCUUCUUGUAUGAUAAAGGAAUAGAUGAAUGGAAACAGGUCAGAGAUCAACUAAAAGAAAAUCCAGAUAGAGAUAUUUUGGAGAUGCAUGGCUUGCUACGAAAAAUGCAUCAAGAAAGGAUUCUUCAUGAAUCUAAUGAAGAGCCUGACCAAGAAAGUAGGAUAUGGGUUUUUGAGGAUGUGCUCCUUGGACUGAAAAAUAAUACUGGAGCAGCAGACGUUAGACGCAUAGUCCUCGACAUACCUCCACAACAAGAGGAGCACUUGCGUUUUGUUUGGAUAGGCAUUAUUAAGGAGAAUGUUUUCUUUGCCCCUGUUUUAGAAACACCAGACUUGAGGGUCAUUGUACAAAAAGUAUUUAGUCACAAGGGCGAUCUUGAUCAAGUGCCUGAGUUUCAAAGUGACGAGUAUGCAAUCAAACAGCUGAGGCAAUUGCUGCGUCAAAUUGGAGGUCCUAUAUCGUUGAUACUGGAUGAUGAUGUCUUGUCUGGAUCAGAAUCCCUUCUCGAGAAGUUUGAGCUCCGUAUGCCAAAUUGCAAUAUUCUGGCUACUUCAGGAAGUAAAGCUCCAAGAUAUAGCUUUAUCUAUAAUUUAAAAUCAUUAAAUGAUGAAGGUGCCAUGACUCUUUGUUGUCACUCAGCAACUCCACAAGAUGGGAGCUCUUUAUCUCCAGAUGAGAAGAUUGUCAAAAAGGAUUGGCCUGCUUGGCUGUGCGAGAGUAUACACCUAAAGAAACUGAGCAUCGACAAUUGUCAUAAGCUGUCUGUACUGCCUGAAGAGAUUGGAAAUCUGAAUAAUUUGGAAGAGCUAAGGCUAAUGUCAUGUACCGUUUUGUCCAAAUUGCCAGAUACAAUAGGAUUGCUCCAUCGGUUACAUAUUCUUGACAUAUCUCAUUGCCCUGCUUUGUUGAAUUUGCCAGACACAAUCGGAAUGCUUCAAGGGCUACACACUCUUCGUAUAUCUCAUUGCGCCAUUUUUUCGAGUUUACCAGAUACAGUAGGAAUGCUUUCUGGGUUACAUUUUCUUGAAAUAUCAUACUGUACCAGUUUGUCUAAUUUGCCAGUAACGAUCGGAGAGCUUCGUGAGUUGCAGAUCCUUCAUAUGUCUUAUUGCUCCGCUUUGAAAAGUUUGCCGGACACAGUAGGAAUGCUCCUUGGGUUAAGGAUUCUUUGCAUAUCUUGCUGCUCCGUUUUCUCAAAUUUGCCAGAGACAAUCGGAAGGCUUCAUAAUUUACAGAUUCUAGGCAUAUCGAGCUGCCCCACUUUGUCGGAUUUGCCAGAGACAAUUGGAAUGCUUCAGGGGUUACGGAUCCUAGGCAUAUCGGGCUGCCCCUCUAUGUCGGCUUUGCCAGAUACAAUCGGAAUGCUUCAGGGGUUAUCGAUUCUCGGGGUAUCUCACUGCUCCGCCUUGUCAAAUUUGCCAGUGACAAUCGGAAUGCUCAGUGGGUUGCGGAUCCUUGGCAUAUCUCACUGUCCUGCUUUGUCGGAUUUGCCAGAGACAAUCGGAAGGCUCCAUGGUUUAUCUAUUAUCGGCGUAUCUCACUGCUCGGCCUUGUUGAAUUUACCAGUGACAAUCGGAAAUCUCAUCGGGUUACGGAUCCUUGGCAUAUCUCACUGCCUUGCCUUGUCGAAUUUGCCAGAGACAAUCGGAAUGCUCAGUGGGUUGCGGAUUCUUAGCGUAUCUCACUGCCCUGCGUUUUCAAAUUUUCCAGGGACAAUUCGAAGGCUCCGUGGUUUACAGAUUCUCGACAUAUCUUACUGCCCCGUUUUGUCAAAUUUGCCAGAAACAAUAGGAAUGCUCCAUGAGUUGCGAAUUUUGGACAUGUCCCACUGACGAAGCAUUAGCGAGUAAGUUGCCAUUACACAUUGGCUGGUAAGCGGAGAAGUGUUUUUUUUUGGGGUCAAAUUUACGUGAGAAGUUGCCAGAGAGAGUGUGAUCGAUUGCCACCAUCAAUUAUUGAACUUUCAACAUUUGUUGUAAUUUAUCUGUUUCUUUCAUUUGGAUUCGGAGGCGAGGCAAACCCCUCCUGUAGGAUUCAAAUAAUUCAAACAUAGAUUCCAUACCCGAA
Molecule: messenger RNA, 3522 nt
Organism: Carya illinoinensis
Lineage: Eukaryota; Viridiplantae; Streptophyta; Magnoliopsida; Fagales; Juglandaceae
Product: disease resistance protein RPV1-like
Exons: 4
Coding region: 255-3287 (1010 amino acids)
Biological process (GO): defense response to fungus; signal transduction
Molecular function (GO): ADP binding
Source: RefSeq, a predicted model, not a curated record